AUGGAAGCAUUGACUCCGCAAACAGAGAACAUUCUUGGCCAUUUGCAGUUACAGUCCGAGCUUGCGUGCUCUAAACUGGCGGGACUUGUCAAAAAAACUGCUGCUCUGGACGCACCUACGACAUCCGUCGAACCGGUUGCAGCCUCUGAGAGCCCCAGCAUCAAGUCCGACUGGGACGCAUGUAGCCAAGACCAGGCGUCAAGGGUAAUCAGCACAAUCAACAGCCUGAUCGGAAUUCAGGUUAGCCCGAUUGCCUACCAGACCAGCCAACACCCAAACGCUCUGGUACAUCGUGAACAGGCCGAUCGAAUGCGCAGCCUUCAAGUUCGGCUGCGCAAUACCCUCGAUCGUCUAGACUCCAAACUGGAGGCCAGAGAUCGACUGGUGCGGGCGACUGACGAGUUGUCGCAGUGGAUCUUGGGCGCCGAGAAAAGAUUUUCUCAGCUCACUCGAGUGUGGAUCUCGUCAAGAUCUUCAGCGCCGAUGCAGCAUGGACCUCUGAAGAUCUCCCAGCCUAUUGGACAGGGGGACAGGGACGAACAAGCUUUACGUAAAUAUAGUCCUCUAUCUUGUAGCCUCAACCAAAGUGUAAAAAAAAUAAAACAACAGAAAUUCUAG
Protopolystoma xenopodis is the source of this 618-nucleotide messenger RNA. Lineage: Eukaryota; Metazoa; Platyhelminthes; Monogenea; Polystomatidea; Polystomatidae. The record is from the annotation of a GenBank genome assembly.